AUGGAUUUAGGCAAAGAAGUGAAAGACCUCUACAAGGAAAUCUUUAAGAAUGCAGUGACCUAUUAUGACGUGCAUGUCAACUUCACUUGGGAAGAGUGGACUUUGCUGAAUCCUUCCCAGAAAAGUCUCUACAAAGAUGUGAUGCUGGAGACCUACAGAAACCUCACGACUAUAGGAUAUAAUUGGGAAGACCAUAAUAUUGAAGAACAUUGUGAAUGUUCUAGAAUACAUGAAAGGUAA
Chionomys nivalis (European snow vole) is the source of this 240-nucleotide messenger RNA. RefSeq names its product zinc finger protein 431-like. NCBI's taxonomy places the organism in Eukaryota, Metazoa, Chordata, Mammalia, Rodentia, Cricetidae. The transcript has 3 exons. Gene Ontology annotation, biological process: regulation of DNA-templated transcription. The record is from RefSeq and is a predicted model, not a curated record. Bases 1 to 240 code for a protein of 79 amino acids.